Molecule: messenger RNA, 300 nt
Organism: Punctularia strigosozonata HHB-11173 SS5
Lineage: Eukaryota; Fungi; Basidiomycota; Agaricomycetes; Corticiales; Punctulariaceae
Exons: 2
Source: RefSeq, a predicted model, not a curated record
GUUGAUGAUUUGGAGCCUUCUGUUGUUUACAGCGCGAAAAACUGGCUUAAGAAUGGGAUCGCGGAAGAAUACAAUAACACCACCAGUUGCACUUCCAUCGCGGUAUACGGCACACUCGGCGAUACGACUUCGCCCGCUUCGUCCACGUACAUCAUCGACGACUUGGUGACAACCACCUUCACGGCACCGGAUUCAAUGCCCAUUACUUAUGGCCAAUUGCUCUACCAAUCGCCAUCGUUAGAAUAUGGAGAACACAGCUUGACUAUUCAAGCAGAAACGAACCCGACUACUUUCUUCAUC